Molecule: messenger RNA, 1308 nt
Organism: Adelges cooleyi (spruce gall adelgid)
Lineage: Eukaryota; Metazoa; Arthropoda; Insecta; Hemiptera; Adelgidae
Product: cell cycle checkpoint protein RAD1-like
Exons: 6
Coding region: 139-972 (277 amino acids)
Biological process (GO): DNA repair; DNA damage checkpoint signaling
Cellular component (GO): nucleus; checkpoint clamp complex
Molecular function (GO): 3'-5' exonuclease activity
Source: RefSeq, a predicted model, not a curated record
UUGAAUUCUAGAAACUGAAAGUAAACUUAAUAAUAAGUCUAAAAAGAAAAUUGAUAUUAUUCUAUUUAUAAGUUUAAUUAAUUUAAGUACAUGUUUUUCUAACCAGAUGUGUUAUAAUUUUUAAUUAACUUUUGAGACAUGGACAUUGAUGAUAAAAAUGGAUUUCUCGAAGAAAAAUAUCUUUUGGUUGCUAAAGCAGAUAAUGUAAAGCACAUAUCUUCACUGUUAAAAGCAGUUAAUUUUAAAGAUGUAGGCGUAUUUUUUGCAACAGAACAUGGCUUAAAAAUAGUAGUGGAAGAUUCCAAAUGUGUUCAAGCAAAUGCUUUUAUUGGCAGCGAGAUAUUUCAAGAAUAUCAACUUAGCGAUGAUACUGUAGCAUUUCGUGUUGAUUUAAAUACAUUAAUCGAGUGCCUUACCAUAUUUGAUGGUUGUUCAAUAAAUCCUGGAUUAACAACAGCUUUGAAAUUAACAUACAAAGAAUAUGGUUCUCCAGUGAAACUAUUAUUAGAAGAAGGUGGUAUUAUAACCGACUGUUCAUUGAGGACAAUGGAAGUGUUUGAUAUAUUAGAUUUUAGUAUACCUGCUGAAUUAGCGACAAGUAAAAUCAUUUUAAGAUCUUCUGAUUUCAAAGACAUUCUUAGUGAUAUUGACAGCUCAUCUGAUUAUGUAGAAUUUACUUUUUCUCAAGAACCUGAAUUCUUCAAAAUUUUAACUUCAGGAAUUGCAGGAAAAUGUAGUGUUGAAAUUCCAUCUAAAAGUGAAAUAAUGGAGCAGUUUGUAUGUAGCGCUACAAUAACUGUAAAAUAUAAGUAUAGACAAAUAAAGCCAUUUUUGAAAUGUAUGAACAUAUCUCAAAAAACGUUAAUUAGAACUAACGAAGAAGGCUUAUUGUGUUGCCAAUUUAUGGUACAAGUAGAUACCCAUACUUGUUAUAUGGAAUAUUUUUGUACACCAAUUGUCGAUGAAGACUGAUAAAAAGAAAGUAUUCAUUAGACUAAUCAAAAUUUUAAAAAAAGUUCAUUAUUAUUUUAUAAUGACAAUUAUUUGAAAGAGCCAUACAAGUAUUAACUUUAAAAUUAACAUACAGAUAAAAUGUUGUUACCUCAUACCCAUCCAUAUAAAACAUAAAAUAUGUAGUAAUUUAUCGAAGAACAAGAAAGUUAUUAGUAUGGUUUAGACAAGAAAUUUUAUUUGUUAACUCUUAAGAGCAAGAAAAUACAUAUUCUGACUUAAGUUCCUAAUUUUAAUCAUAAUGAAUUAAUACUUUAGUACAUUUAAUAUUGAUACCAGACAGUUAAAAAUACUAAA